CAAUAAAUAAACUUAUCUCAAAUAUUUUUAGGGCGACCUCCCAACUCCCUUCCAGGGCAGUUGUAGGAAUUGGACGCAAAGAUGGCAACACAACAGUUGUUACAAAGGCCAGUAGGCGUUGCGCGGACUUCCCGCGUACAAAGGGCGCACGCCGCCCCAUUGCGCCCUGUCAUUAGCCGACGCGUCCCCUUCACACCCGCCACACUAUCCAGCGCUCCAUCUAAAUAUAGCAGCGUCCUCCAUAGUCGCUUGGGGCGUCGCGUUGCACUUGUCGUCGUUCGUGCAGCAUCCGAGGAAGAUGGCCGAACAGCCGGUCACCCGUUUCCAUGGGAGGAGGAUUUUGACCUGUUGGGCGACAAAGUCAAGGAGAUUACGGACGAACUGAUCGACGACUUGCGCGGGUGCAACAUCUGGCUGGUUGGCAUGAUGGGCAGCGGCAAGAGCACCGUGGGCCGCAUGCUGGCCAACACGCUGCGCUACGCCUUCUUCGACACCGACUCGGUGAUCGAGCUGGCGCACGACAACCGGCCCUGCGCGGCCAUCUUCGCGGAGGAGGGGCAGGAGUACUUCAGGCAGUGCGAGACGCAGAUCAUCAAGGAGCUCUCCCCAUACCGCAACCUGGUCAUCGCCACGGGCGGCGGUGCCGUACUGCGCCCCGAGAACUGGGGCGCCAUGCAGCUGGGCAUCGUGGCCUGGCUGAAUGGGGACGUGGAGCUGCUGGCCAGGAGGGUGGCGCGUGACGGACUGGAGAAGCGGCCGCUGCUGGCCGCCCCAUCGGGCUCGGCUUCCCCGGCCUCCCCGGCAUCGUCCUCGGAAGACUCAUCAUCAUCAUCAUCAUCAUCAUCUUCGUCUUCUACUACUUCGGAAUCGACGUCGUCCGAAGCGUCUGCGUCCGCAGGAGGAGGCGAGCAAGAGGACGCAGCGGCGCUGGCGGCGGCUCGGGAGAAGCUGGCUGCGUUGUUGGAGCAGCGGCGCAUGUACUACGAGAACGCGGAUGUGGUGGUGAGCCUGGAG
Messenger RNA from Astrephomene gubernaculifera, 1014 nucleotides. Lineage: Eukaryota; Viridiplantae; Chlorophyta; Chlorophyceae; Chlamydomonadales; Astrephomenaceae. The record is from the annotation of a GenBank genome assembly.